Molecule: messenger RNA, 3758 nt
Organism: Nothobranchius furzeri (turquoise killifish)
Lineage: Eukaryota; Metazoa; Chordata; Actinopteri; Cyprinodontiformes; Nothobranchiidae
Source: RefSeq, a predicted model, not a curated record
ACUUUUCCUUUUUCCCACACAAACACACCCACAUCCUCCCUCCAUGCAGCCUCUCUGCUCCGCUCAGUCCGCUCCGUCUGGAUACUGUAGCAGCUCAAACCUUUUCCCUCUUUAAAACAAUGUGCCCGACUUGGGAAUAACAUCCGUGCGCUUCUGCUUUUAACCACAUCUCUGUCAACACCGCGCCAUCAUUGGAAGUACUUUCCAAAAGAGCUGAGUAGGAGGCCGCUGCCGCCACAGGCAUGAGUUUGGUGGAUGUGAGGCAGAUAGCGGGGUCUCUGACCCUGCCCCUGUCCAGCAACGACUCCAAGGAGCGCUACCUUGACCGCGGGGAUGACAGCGACAGGAGUAGGACCCUGUCGCCAGACCUCAGGCAGGACUUCAACAUGAUGGAGCAGAAGAAACGUGUCACCCAGAUCCUGCAGAGUCCAGUGUUUAAAGACGAGUUGGAAGGUCUGAUCCAGGACCAAUUGACAAAGGGCAACAACCCAUCAGGCCUCCUGGCUCUGAGACAGAUCGCUGACCUAGUCAUGGCCAGCACAGUGGGCGGGGCUGGCCCAUUGACGUCUCCCAUCAGUUUGGGGAUGGUGACUCCAGUCAAUGACUUGUAUGGCAUCGAGUCUCCCGCCUUUGCCAAAGGGGAGAAGCAGAUUCGCUCCAAGCUGGCCAGCCUCUACAGGCUUGUUGACCUGUUUAGUUGGGCUCGUUUUACAAGCUCCUACAUCACGGUGCGCGUGAGCAAAGAGCAGGACCAUGUUCUGAUCAGUCCACGAGGCCUGUCGUUUGCUGAGGUGACAGCAGCAAACUUGGUGAAAGUGAACAUCAUUGGUGAGGUUGUGGACCAGGGUUCUACUGAACUGAGCAUCGACCAUUUUGGAUUUGCUCCACACGCUGCCAUUUACUCAAUGCGGCCCGAUGUGAGAUGUAUCAUCCACAUACACACAUCCGCUACAGCUGCUGUGUCCUCGAUGAAGUGUGGAAUCCUGCCCAUUUCCCAGGAGGCUUUGCUUCUGGGAGACGUGAGCUCCUUCGGUUACCAUGGCAGCCUGGAUAAUAAAGAGGAGAAGGUGGAGUUUCAGAAAGCUUUGGGCCCAACUGCCAAGGUGAUGAUCCUGAGGAACCACGGGCUUCUGGCUUUAGGAGAAACUGUAGAAGAAGCUUUUCACUAUGUGUACCACUCCCAGCAAGCCUGUGAAAUCCAGGUGAAUGUCCUGAGGUGUUCGAGCGACGUGAACGGACUUGUGCUCCUGGACAGGGAGAAGUUCAAACCGCUGACCCAAGGAGUGGCCGCUACCGGGGUGGUGGUGGACAACGAGGUCAAGUGGAAAGUAGGCGAGGCCGAGUUCGAGUCUCUCAUGAGGAUGCUGGACAACCUGGGAUACAGAACAGGCCACGCUUAUCGGAACCCAAUUGUCCGUGAGAAACCUCGUUCUAAGAACGAUGUGGAGAUCCCUGCCACGGUGUCUGCUCUGCCGGUGGAGGACAGUGAUUCGGGUCUGCACAGCCCCUUAAAGUUUAUGGUGCCGAAACAGCAGAGGGAAAGGACUCGGUGGCUCACCUCACCCAACAGCUACUUGAAGGUCAAUGUACCCGAACGCUCUCCCAGCGGGGAAGUCAGCCCCAGGACCAAAAUCACAUGGAUGAAGUCCUCACAACCGGGCAACAGCAUGGGCACCCCAAUAAAAAUUGAGGACCCAAACCAGUUUGUCCCGCUGAACACCAAUCCUUCUGAGGUUCUGAGUAAGAGAAACCGGAUCAAAGAACAGCACAGAGGAGAUCAGAUGACUGCAGGACCAAAGUCACAGUUACUGGCCGGCAUUGUCGUGGAUACCAUACCAGGACCAGCUUUCAUCUAUGAAGAUGAGGACAAAGCCCGCUCACUUCCCCCCAACCCCUUCAAUGAGCUCACAGAGAAGGUCCUGCAAGAGUACAAGAGCUUGGUGGAGAGAAAACGGCAAGGCCAAGAAGCGGAUGAUGAUGAUGAUGCUACAGAUGCCGAUGAGAUGACAACGUUUGACGGCUCUACCAUAUCCCUCUCGCUCUCUCCCAUAAUGACACCAGCUAAAGAUGAGACACUACCCAACGGGAAGGACCACUUGUCAGAGACGGAAGAGGACCUGAGCAUCGAGGUGUCCAAGCUGAGCGUGAGCACCUCUGAAACUGUUGAAAUCUCCAUGACGACAAAGGAGAAGACGGGGGAGCCUCAGACCCCUGAGAGCCAAACCAAGUCCCCCAAGAAAAAGAAAAACAAGUUCCGCACACCUUCAUUCUUGAAAAAGAGCAAGAAAAAGAAGGAAGAGAAGGAAAAAACAGAAGCUUGAGUAUCUUAGGUGUGUUCUUGCUGUGUCUUUGUAAAUCCAUGCUUUCGUUCUUUUUUAAACACAGAAACAGUUUUGUUUACCUGUUUGUAGCUACGGUUUCGCCGACAGCUGCCGGCGUCAGCCUGAAGAAGCCGGCAGCUGUCGGCGAAACCGUAGCUACAAACAGGUAAACAAAACUGUUUCUGUGUUUAAAAAAGAACGAAAGCAUGGAGAAGCUUGAGUGUUUUUUUUUCUCUAUAGUCUGAAUCUAUACACCUGAAUCGCCCUGUUUAGUGUGUUUGUGCUAAAGGGAAGUGAAAUAAGAUAAGUCAGGCUAGGUCUCGUCGUAUACUUUCAGGAAGUGUGAUCAAAUGGACAGAGGAUCGACGAUUGGGAGCUGAAAUCAGAUCAAACCUGAAUGCAGACUGCAUUCCUGUCAGCAUCACCCAUGUUUUUAAUGGGACCGGGCUUAGGAAUUCACAUGGAAAACAUUUACAUACUUGUUUAUUUUAAUCAUCAUUGCACAGGUUGUCGAAUGUAAACUUAGAUUCAGAUUUUUCUUAUCACAUUAAAUUUAACAAUCAUAAAAUUGGUUUUAAAUUUAUGCUACAUUUAGCCUAAUAAAAAUUUGUAUCUGAACAUAAUCACAGAUAUACUUGUAAUAAUAUAUGUUAAUAGUACCUGUAUAACAAUAGAGUGUUUGAUAGUUGCAUAAAUGAAUUGAUUGUCUUCUACUAAACAUGCUGUGAUUAUUAAUAAUAACAGUUUGUUUUUACUCGCUGUUCCCUUGUUUGCUGCUUUGUUGUUGUGACGAGGAAUCGACUGUGAAUAACAGAGAGAGUUCAGCAAAGUCUUUGUAAUUUUGUUAAUGAGAGAAAAUUAAUCAUAAUUGUUUUGGGAUGGCUAAGUGCCAUGUUGGUUGAAUGUGAUGGAGGUUUUGGAGCCGCUUUGUCUCUGAAAGCUUUAGUUAUUUUUUAUUUUAUCUGGGUCACUUUUAAAGUUUGAUAAAGGACCAGAUAUUUGCAUCCCGGUCAACAAUGUGAAUGAUUGGUUUGAACCCAAAGGGAGCAAACUUUUUGUAAAUAAGUUUGUUUUUGUGACGUCCUUUUGUCAUGCUAAACCAAAUUUUAAUGAAAACUACGGCAGUACAGUCUAAUAUAGAUAUUUUAACAGUUUCUGUAUCAUAAGCUCCUUGUGUGUUUACAAGUUUUAUUCCUUUUUUACAUAUUUCCACCUGUUGUUUACAUUGCUGUUUAUCUCUCAUGGUUUUCCCAUAAUGACUUACAUUAAGUUGCUUCUAUGUCAGUCCUUUGAAACUUCCUUCUACUUGAAGUAAUAAAAGUUGAAGUAUAUUUGUGAUUGCAUCUAUUGAAUUAAUCUCACUUUGAUGCAUAGGAUGUCCAAAUGAGAACCUUUUUAAAACCACCUAUAUGAAAUAAAGCUUUUAUUAUAACUAAA